AUGUUAAAUAUUGUCUGGAUCGGCGCUUUGAAGGAUGAAGUGCUUGUGAUGGAUGCACAAAUGAUGCAAUGCCAAAUGUUCAGUUAUGUCGCUUUCGGAGUUGUUGCUGAUCAAGUGUGGAUGAUCGCGUUGCUACGCGACGCUAGAUGGCGCUGGAUCUACGCCCUGAAUGAAGAGGACGGCGCGUCGGUCGGCGACGGU
Messenger RNA from Iphiclides podalirius (scarce swallowtail), 201 nucleotides. Lineage: Eukaryota; Metazoa; Arthropoda; Insecta; Lepidoptera; Papilionidae. The record is from the annotation of a GenBank genome assembly.